This is a messenger RNA of Hemibagrus wyckioides, 1995 nucleotides long. It is a transcript of the gene eps8l1b, whose product is annotated as eps8 like 1b. Gene Ontology annotation, molecular function: actin binding. NCBI's taxonomy places the organism in Eukaryota, Metazoa, Chordata, Actinopteri, Siluriformes, Bagridae. Gene Ontology annotation, biological process: Rho protein signal transduction; positive regulation of ruffle assembly; regulation of Rho protein signal transduction. The record is from RefSeq and is a predicted model, not a curated record. Bases 155 to 1690 code for a protein of 511 amino acids. The transcript has 15 exons. Gene Ontology annotation, cellular component: plasma membrane; vesicle; ruffle membrane.
GGUGGGGCAUCAAGUGAGAGAGAGAGAGAGAGAGAGAGAGAGUGAGAGAGAGAGAAGGAGAGAGAGAGAGUGACGGACAGAGAGAGAAAGAUUUCUACUAUUUGAAGAACAAUCUAAGAAUACAGCAGGAAUCAAAAUACGUUCUUCAUCACAGAUGGAAGGACAUCAGAUUCCAAGUUCCCCAAAUCCACAGGCUCCGUACAGUCUUCCCCCGAACCACACAUACAAUAACAACAUCAAAGCUAAUGGAGUGCUAAACGGUCAUUCUGAUAAGGCACUCCUGAAGGCACAGCAGGAGGUGGACAUGUUAAAUCACUGUUUUGAGGAGAUUGAGAUGUUCAUGGUGAAACUGCAGCAGGCAGCUGAAGCUCAGAUCAUCCUGGAACAGAGGAACAAUAAGAAGAAAAAGAGUAGAAAGAAGGAGGAUGACCUGCUUAGUGCUAAAGCUAAAAUUCCUCAUGAAGCCGAGUUCAUCCAGAUCUUUCAGAAAUUCAAAUACAGUUUCUGCCUUCUGGCGAGGUUAAAAUCAGCCAUUGCUAACCCGACAUCAGAUGAACUCCUUCACCACGUCUUCAAACCACUGGACAUGGUUGUGAAGGCAAACAGAAGUCCAGCAUUAGCAGCAUCAGUGAGAAGUCCUGCGUUAACAGUUGGUGCAGUAACGCUACUCAAAGAGAACCUAACACCACAAGAACACACACUCUGGAGCUCCCUGGGACCCUACUGGACACAAUCAGGAUUAGCAUUAGGUGUUUCCGGAUCUUCGUACACUCCUGUGUUUCUGAAUGGUUGGAAAACACCUGGGGCAGAACUGGAGGGCUGGAUCGAUCCAAUCCAAGCAGAACACAGCAAAGAUGAAGAGGAAGAAAAGUUAGCGUUACAGAGCUCUGCCCAGCCCCCUGCUCCUCUGAUUCCUGACCAGAACAUGCACACAGAAGUUGACGGUGUUCCACAGAAGGAGAGACUGUACAGCUGCAGCUAUGACUUUGUGGCUCGGAACAGCAGUGAGCUCUCAGUCCUACAGGGAGAGACGCUGGAGGUGAUUGAGUCAUCUAAGCGAUGGUGGAAAUGUCGGAACAGGUUUAAUGAAGUUGGUUUUGUCCCCUUUAAUAUUCUGGAGCCUGUUUCUCACAUAGAGAGCCUGGAGCCCAAAAAACCACCAAAGGCUCCAGCACUACCUCUGAUGCAGAAGACAAGCACUCUGCCUCUGCCAUCUUCCCUUGGCAUGACCUCUGACCUCAGCACCUCACGACCACGCAGCAUUGCCUUGCCACCUCAACACCUGCCUGAGGAUACAGAGAAAGUGAUGCAGGUUAACGAUGAACUUCUGCAGAGACUGACCAGUGGGAAAGCAGGAUUGUCUCGUCCACUGCACAUCCAUCGCUCUACUGAUACCUCACUUCCUCUGGACUAUAACUCACCUCCUGCAGAGGUUGAGGCCUGGCUACGUGGGAAAGGCUUCAGUGAGCAGACUGUACAGUGUCUUCGUGUGUUAACAGGAGCUCAGCUCUUCUCUCUAAAUAAAGAAGAGCUUCGUGCUGUCAUUCCUGAAGAAGGAGCGAGAGUAUACAGCCAAGUUGCUGUACAGAAAGCAUUGCUGGAGGAUGUCAGGAAGGCAACGGAGCUGGAGACAGUCAUGGAGAAGCAGAAGAUGAAAAUGGAUUUUACGGCAGAGAGCGGAACUCUCUAACAUAUGUGUCACACCCCAACUGACCCCCCCACACACACACACAGACACACACAUUAAAAACACAGAUGUAAAUUAUAUAAACACUAUGGUGUACAUGUUGUGGUUUAACAUAAGAAAAAACAUCACAUUAAUUUAAUGCUUUUAUGUACACACACACACACAGUCAAUAUAAUUCAUUACCUGCUCCUCACAUGCAUACUCAAAUCCUAUGCCAUUAUAAGAUAUAAGAUGUAAUUGCCUAAAGUAUAACUGUCUAAAUAUGAAUGUUCACUUAUGACUGUACAUUACUAAAUUAUAAUAAUGUG